CUGGUCGAUCUCUAUAAACUGCUACAUUCCACGGAUCAUGAGAGGUACAUAGGGCAAUGCCUGUCAGACAUGCAUAUACAGUUUAAAAGAAACCCACCUCUUGCUCCUUAUUUCGGAGGGAUUUGGGAGAGCAACAUUAAAUCAGUGAAGUCACAUUUGUAUAGAGUAGUGGGAAAGCAAGUCGACAAAAGUGGAACACUCCGUCUCGUCCAAAAGGGGUGUAUUGUUAUUAUUCGUAAAUAUAAUUCGCCGCCACUCAAUUGGCCGCUAGGGAUAGUUGAGGAUUUAUACCCUGGUAAAGAGGGAAUCACGCGAACCGUUAAGAUUAAAACGCAAACAGGCUCUUAUAUACGACCCGUCGUUCGCUUAUGUCCUUUACCGCUUCAAUAA
Molecule: messenger RNA, 390 nt
Organism: Parnassius mnemosyne (clouded apollo)
Lineage: Eukaryota; Metazoa; Arthropoda; Insecta; Lepidoptera; Papilionidae
Source: the annotation of a GenBank genome assembly